AUGUCGCGGUCCGUUCGUGCGCACCUCGCGUUCGUGGGUGUGGCGGUGCUCGUGUGCCUCGCUUUGGCCCUGGCUCCGGCCGAGGCCAAGAAGCCCGCAUCGUUUGCCGAUCUUCCGCUGGCCCAGCUCUUCGGAAUCAAGGGAAAGGAGAGCGGUGGCACCUGCGUCGGAUGCACCCUCAUCGUGGGAAUCAUUGAGCAGUUGGGCGAGGUGCGCAACGAGACCGUGACGCAGACCGUCGAGAAGGUGUGUCAGCUUCUGCCCGCCGGACUGCUGCGCACCACGUGCGACGAGACCAUCGCGCUCUACGGCGCCACCAUCAUCUCUAUGCUCGAGAACCGAUACAAGGCUGACGAUGUGUGCUUGAAGAUCGGGCUGUGCUGGAACGCCACCUGCCGCCUGUUCCCCAAGAGCGGCACCUUCACGCCGCCCUCGGCCGCCGAGCGCGAGAAGAUUCUGUCGACGUGGAAGACCAUGUCGCUGCUCAAGAUGGUCGACAUGAUCAAGCUGAACAAGAACAACAACGACAAGCGCGACGUGGGCGAGUCGCCGUGGCAGUGGAUCGUCGACUACAUCACCAAGCUCGUCAACAGCCACGGCCCGUGGUACGAUCUCGACAGCGAUAAGUUCGGAGCGUUGACGCAGACGCUGAGGGGCACGUUCUGGCGCGGCAAGGACUGCAACGACUUUGCCUCCGACAUCUACCCCGGUCGCUCGAAGACCAACCGCGGCCCGGAGUUCGAUCACAACUGCAACGGCAUCUCGGGCACCGACCCCCAGGGCCGCUCGUACGAAGACCUCUACUGCGCGGGCACCAAGCAGUACGGCCUCGCCGUCCUCGGUGACUCGGCCACCGCCCAUUUCCACAUCCCGCCCGAGUACGUGACGGCGAGCCUGAUCCAGGACAACACCUACCACAACAUGCUCGACAUUCUGAUGGACGAGUUCGAUUGGCCCAUGGCACCGACUGGUUACAUGAACCUGACGUGGCCUGGAACGCCUCAGGGACCCAUGACCUCCAUCUACCAGAAGAUGAGGCAGCGCAACCUGUGCAUGCACCGCGAUUUCCAGAACAUCGGCGUGAACGGCGCGCGCACGGGCGCGAUGGCCGACGAGAUCAUGUUCACCCUGGGCAGGAACCAGAACACCGAUCACCCGCUCAUCCUCAACUAUGCCCUCAUCGGCAACGAUGUGUGCAAUGGCCACUACGGCACGGGCUCCAUGACGACCCCGCCCCAGUUCUACGCCAAUGUGAUGCGCGCGCUCAACCACCUGGACACCGUGCUGCCCGCGGGCAGCCACGUCGUGUUCACCGGCCUCGUCGACGGUCGCGUGCUCUACGAUGCCCUCGCCAACCGCCUGCACCCUCUCGGCCUGUUGCACGGUGACGUCACCUACUCGCACUACUACGACUUCAUGAACUGCCUGCAGACCUCGCCCUGCUUCGGCUGGAUGAACAGCAACGCCUACUGGAGGAACGCCACCACCGCCAGGGCCGAGGAGCUCAACCAAGUCUACUCUCAGAUUAUUGCCAACCACACGUUCAAGAACUUCGAUAUGUACUACUUCGAGCCGCCGCUGAAGGCCGUGAUCGAGCAGUGGAACAAGGCCGGCGGCGAGACCUGGCAGCUCAUCGAGCCCGUCGACGGCUUCCACCCGAACCAGCUGGCCAACGCCCUGUUCGCCGAGUACCAGUGGGGCGUGCUGGUCAGCAAGUUCCCGCAGCUCGUCGGCGACAUCAACCCCAACAACGCCCAGAUCCUCGCGCGCUUCGGUGACCAGGGUACGUGA
Molecule: messenger RNA, 1791 nt
Organism: Acanthamoeba castellanii str. Neff
Lineage: Eukaryota; Discosea; Longamoebia; Acanthamoebidae
Product: acyloxyacyl hydrolase
Exons: 12
Coding region: 1-1791 (596 amino acids)
Biological process (GO): negative regulation of inflammatory response; lipopolysaccharide catabolic process
Molecular function (GO): acyloxyacyl hydrolase activity; calcium ion binding
Source: RefSeq, a predicted model, not a curated record